Messenger RNA from Tricharina praecox, 2228 nucleotides. RefSeq lists its product as uncharacterized. The coding region runs from base 251 to 1873 and encodes 540 amino acids. The transcript is spliced from 4 exons. The record is from RefSeq and is a predicted model, not a curated record. NCBI's taxonomy places the organism in Eukaryota, Fungi, Ascomycota, Pezizomycetes, Pezizales, Pyronemataceae.
GUGGUCCAUCGCACUGGUUGGUGGUAUGUCUCCUGUUCCUCCACCCCCUCCGAGCUCCCCGUGCCGUCCAGCUAAACAAACAUUACUACUAGCUCCGAAGGCUUCUUCUAGGAGCUGUGCUUCCAGAGGUACAUCUCCGUAUUAUGCUUGAAGCGCAGAAACUUCAUCUGACGGUGACCAGAUUGACCAUCAGGACGAUGACCAACCGCGCUUUGAGGACGAUGAAGACGACGACGAGGGAGGGAAUAAAAUGAGCCCAUAUGGGGAAGGUAACCACUGUGACGACGUCGAAGACGACGAUAGCCGGUCGUUGAGCACACGCCGUGAAGAGGAGGAUCUCCCACACGUCCUUCCGACUAAACAUCACACCUCGAGCAUCAAAGAGGAGGACAAAUAUCGCCAUCCACCACUGCGCUCAGCAAGCCCAGCACAUACCGCUCCUAGCGAUGUUUCGCCAUCACACGGUACCGCCGCAGACCAUCAUGCCUGCGAUGCGACGGGGCCGUCCACGGGGCCACCGGAAGUGGAGAACAAUCCUCCCCAAGGGCUAGCAACCCACCACCCAAACGCGCCUCCGAGGGAAAUCAACGAAAUCUCCCGAAGCCCAAAGGAUUGCUGUCUAUUGCCCCCCAGGGAUUUACCAGAUGCCCGCAUCAGGCAUCUCGAUAUCCGACUAGCACCGCGACUAGACAACUUUCACGUGGCGUGGCUAGAAAGAGAGAAAAAUCGCUGGGUAGAGGAGGAGGGCAUCACGGAGCAGCACAGGGACAAUCUGAUGACGAGCGUUGGAUUCCUCUUCUCCGUCCCGGGCAUGGAAAGUCGCGAAUGUACCAGUAGCAAGCGAGACAUACAGGAUGUCUACCUUGUCCCCAUCGGUGCCGAUUUUCCCUCCCUGGUCGUGGAGUGCGGUGGGUUGCCGGACAGGCAGGAAAUGAUUGCCGACAUGCGAGACUGGUUCAGAAAGGGCCAUGGCAAGGUGGUGAAAGUUAUCCUCAUGAUUUGGAUCAUGCUGCCGGAGGCCAUCAUGGGGGGCCGUAUCGAGGCCUAUGACUUCGACCACGUGCAGGACCGAGAGAUCCUUGUUCGGGAGUGGGUUUUUCUACCGGAGAACGAUCGGUCGCGGUCGCAGUCGUUACAGAUGACUCUGGGCGACCUAUACGGAAACAGAGCGAAGGAGCUGUCGGAAGCCGAGAGAGGCAUCAUAGUUUCGAUAUUCAAGCACGACUUUUGCGACGAGGCUGCCAGGGCGAUCGGGUCGUCGGGUCUUCAUAUCCCGGACUGCAACGAUGCGCUCUGGCAAUUCGAGCGCGGCGGACGGAGCAGUAUUGAAACCACCGGUGACGAAGGACGAGGAGGAGGAGGACAUGUCAAUUCACACAACAUCACUGGAAGUCACAAUACGAGCUACGACUACUCGCGCAACCAAUUGAGCAACGAUUACUCCAGCAGCAGUAACAGCACCACUACCAACUACAGGAUCAGGAUCAUGAAAGCUGGUGCCAGUAGACUCGCCCCCAAGAUCGGAGUUUCUUUUCCGCGCAGUGGCGCCAGGAACAUUGCCAGAUCGCGAGACGCCAAUCGACAAGACGCCAUUAGAAAUCCUAGUACGGACCUCGUCCCGCCGCAAGAUGUUAGUUCACUCGCCGCCAAUGCGAACCGCAGGAUGAGCGUCGACACCUUGGAAGCGGAAGAUUCACCGGCCGUCGCGCCUCCGGAGAGGGACAGGGAAACACUGGGGAGCGUGAACGACCUACCUCCGCACAUCCAUGAAAUUGCUUCGCAGGCAGCCGUAAACAGCAAUUUUCUCGCCGCUUUGAUGAACUGGUUUUGGUGGGCGAAGGAGGCUUUAUGGAAUUGUUGGCGGCUUGAAUGAGAAGGUCGUGGAUGGGACUUGCAAUAAAAUCAGUAUUUCUCCGAACCCAUCCAGGUGUGAGUCGUGUCGACUCUCCCACUGCAGAGUGGCCAUGUGGCUACCAGCCACUCUGUAAUGCAAACGCAGCCUCUAGUGGCAGCUACCAGACGCGUAUGUACAUCUACAUCUUGUUAUUCCUAUUGGGGGCCAUACGGGGACCACUCGUCGAGCCCAAUGAGGCGAGAAACGACAAGGAGCCAAGUGCUUAACCCGUGACUUUCACGCGAUUUGGACGUGAUCAUGACGUGAUAACAAGCAACAUCGUCACGAAGCCCCCGAUUAUGGUGUUCGCCUUAUGAAAGAGUAGAUACGGUAC